Molecule: messenger RNA, 297 nt
Organism: Pyricularia oryzae 70-15
Lineage: Eukaryota; Fungi; Ascomycota; Sordariomycetes; Magnaporthales; Pyriculariaceae
Exons: 3
Coding region: 1-297 (98 amino acids)
Source: RefSeq, a predicted model, not a curated record
AUGGACCGCCACGACGCAACAAACCAUAUAGGGACAGCUCUUCGCUCCCCGGAUUGGGCGGCACAGCUUGUCCGGGGUGGCGCCGUUGCCUGCAACACUUCCAUUUCGGUCGUGGUUUCCAUCUUACUCCUUGGCAUUGACUACUUUGACGUUGUACUGCAUUCUAUGGGAAAUCGGCUUCGUGGCCUGUUGGGUGCAGCCAGCUGGACAUCUACAUUCACGGCACGCCCUGCCUACUAUACCCUUAUUGGACAGCUUGCCAUGCAGGAACUGUCUUACGACAGUGAUCGAGUCUGA